UGGUUGUAUUUGUUUGUAUUUUGAGUUUUGUAUUUAAUGAAUGAGAGGAUUUUUCAGAAAAUAGUAGUUUAAGUGCAGUAAACUGUUAUGUGACAGUUACAAUUAAUAAUAAGCAAUCCUCAAUUAUGUCCUCCGAAAUUAUAAGGAAUUGUAUUUUACAAAUUAACCCCAAACUUUAUUGUUGUCGUUUAUGUUCAGACACAAAAUACAGUAAAGGAAUAAAUCUCGUUGAAAAUUUACAUAUUUUAAAGUUGCUGGAGUAUUGUGUUGGAUUCACAGUAAACAUUGAAUAUACUUCACAUGUCCUAUGUUUGAAAUGUAAGGAGAAAAUUGAAGAAUUUGUGGAGUUUAAAAAACAGUGUGAAAAAUCUGAAACCCUUUGGAAAAAGUACCCAAUUGUGAACAUUCCUAAAUUAGCUGAUGAAAAAAAUCAUAGUGAUUUAUCAAUAUUAAUAAAACAAAAUAAGGCUGAAACGGAGCAAGAGUGUGAAGAAUUAAAUACCGACGAAGGUUUUGAAGGUUUAAAUGAAAUUUCUUACGAUACAAAAUAUUUCACACCAAAUCAAACACCAUUGAUUGAUACCAAAGUGGAAACAUGUUUAAAAAAUUAUAUAGAUGAUACAUUUGAUAAAGUCAAGUGUGAAAAUAAUACCAAAACAUAUGCAUGUACAAAGUGUAAGAAAAAAUAUAGUACGCAUAAAUUGCUGCAGUCUCACAAAAGAAAGAAAUGUUUCAAGACCAAUGUAAAAAGCAAACAUCAUCCUAGUGGAAUAAUAGAAAAUAAAGUUGAAAAACUAUCUACCAAUGAAUGUGGUUUAUGUGAUACACCAUUAAGUAGUGAUGUCAAUGAACAUAUACGGAACCAUCAUUGGCUCAAUAAUAAUAAUUUGCAGUGUGGUUUAUGUAACUAUUGCGGUAAAGAUUUUGCUCACUUGGUUACCCACAGAUACACCCACUGUCCAAAUAAUGCGAGACUAUAUUGUAUCGCGUGCAGCAAAAGAAGUGUUUCCAUGCUAGCAUUGCAAUACCACUUCAGGUCGGUGCAUUUGCAGAAACCGGGCGGAUACUGCACCUAUUGUGAUAAAACUUUCAUCAAGUUCAGGACAUGGAAGAAGCACCAUCGGAUGCAUACGGAGAAUAACAAGCUGCACGUAUGCGAUAUCUGUGGUAAAAAGUUUUUGUACAGGCAUGAAAUCAAAGAGCACCUAAUCUGGCACUCGGAAGUGCGCCAGUAUGUUUGCGAUACCUGCGGGAAGGGCUUCAGGAGGGCUUCCGCUUUGAAGGAUCACAUCUACAACAUACACGAAACGAGGCAGCCAGUGAAAUGUGAACAUUGCGAUAAAGUGUACAAGUGUGAAAACAAACUGAAAAUUCACCUAAGAAACGUAGCUGCUGAAAAACCUUUUAUAUGCGAGGUGUGCUCGAAAGAGUUCCACACUGAGACUGUCUUGAGAAAGCAUAUGUUCUGGCAUACUAACGAGAGACCAUUUAGUUGCGCAGUGUGCGGGUUGACUUAUAAAGCCAAGGGAGUGCUGAAAGUGCAUAUGAGGAAACAUUCGGGCGAGUCGCCUUACGUCUGUGCCGUUUGUUGUAAGGCUUUUCGAUCUAGCAACCAGCUGAAAGUCCAUUCAAGCGUCCACACUGGUGUCCGUCGCCACAAGUGUACCCAUUGUGAGAAAUCUUUUCAUUCCAAGAAGGACCUGCUGCUACAUGAUGUCCAACACAAGAAUAUUGAUGUAAAGCUAGAGCCCAAGUGUGAAAUAAACAGCAAAAUAGUCUCACGUUGACUUCUAUUGGUGUAUUAGUAAAACUACAAAUAUACAAGCGUACUCUUUGUCAUUCAGUUAUCGACGCCUGAGUUUUAUUGUCUGUCAGUAAUAUCGCUAUCUUUAUCAUAUUAUGAGGCAACUUUUAUGCUAAUUGUAUGUAACAAAAAUAAAUGAGGUUGAAUAAAU
Molecule: messenger RNA, 1955 nt
Organism: Maniola jurtina (meadow brown)
Lineage: Eukaryota; Metazoa; Arthropoda; Insecta; Lepidoptera; Nymphalidae
Product: oocyte zinc finger protein XlCOF6-like
Exons: 8
Coding region: 126-1787 (553 amino acids)
Biological process (GO): regulation of transcription by RNA polymerase II
Cellular component (GO): nucleus
Molecular function (GO): DNA-binding transcription factor activity, RNA polymerase II-specific; zinc ion binding; RNA polymerase II transcription regulatory region sequence-specific DNA binding
Source: RefSeq, a predicted model, not a curated record